Messenger RNA from Plasmodium gaboni, 2163 nucleotides. Its product is annotated as putative transcription factor with AP2 domain(s). Gene Ontology annotation, biological process: regulation of DNA-templated transcription. Lineage: Eukaryota; Apicomplexa; Aconoidasida; Haemosporida; Plasmodiidae. Bases 1 to 2163 code for a protein of 720 amino acids. The transcript is spliced from 2 exons. The record is from RefSeq and is a predicted model, not a curated record. Gene Ontology annotation, molecular function: DNA-binding transcription factor activity.
AUGAUAAAUUACAAAGAUAAUAAAAAUAGUAUCGAAGAUAAUAAAGAAAAUGAUUCUCAUUUAGUUAAUAAUACACAUUAUGAGAAGGCCUCUGAAAUAGUAGAAUCUGACAUGUAUGAAUCAAAUGAAGAUACGAAUACAAAAAAUAAAGGAGUUUGGUAUAAUGCUAGAACAAAAUGUUGGUUAGCAUGUGUAAAAGGAAGUGGUAGACAUCUUCGAGUAUUUUCGGUAAAAAAAUAUGGAUACAAGAAAGCAAAGAUGUUAGCUAUUGAAUGUAAGAAUUCUGUAUUUUAUAAUGAACAGAAUGAAGAUAAUAAUAUUGAUAUAAAUAUAAAAAGUAAUUUAAACAAUAAUAAUAUGAAUAGUAGUAGUAGUGGUGGUGAAGGAGGAGGAGGAGGAAAUGAAAAUGAAUAUAAGUUGAAUAAUAGAAAGGACAGUUCUCAAUAUAAUUAUAAUAACAUCAAAGAAAUGAAUAAUAAAAAUAAUGUGAAUAAUUAUGAUAAUGAUUUAAAAGAUAUAGAUUAUAAAAAAAGAAGAAAUAAAUUAAAUGAUCAAAAUGAAGAAGUAGAUAUAUAUAAUGCAAAAAGAAAUACAGAUAAUACAAAUAUAAAUAAUUCUAAAAAUAAUGCAAUUAUAUUAAAAAAAGAAAAAUUAAAAACAAAUGGUAAUAUCAUAAAUGAUAUAAACAAUACAGGAAGGAGAUAUAACACAAGAAGAGGUAGUAUAUUAUCAUCACAUGAAAUUAAUAAAAAUGAAACAACUAAUAAAAAUGAAAAUAAUAAUAAUAAUAAUAUAUAUGAAAGAUAUAAUUAUAAAAAUUAUCCUUAUAGUGGUCAAAAUAAAACUAAUCUUAAUAAUAAUGAUAAUGUAGAUGAUAACAUGCAAAAAGAAAAAAUCAAUAUAUCUCUUAAAAAUAAUCUUGUUGCAAAUAAUAGUUUUUAUAAUAAUAAUAAUAAUAAUAAUAAUAACAAUGUAAUUAAUAGUAUUCAUAAUAAUGUGUAUAAUAAUGUAUAUCAUAAUGAUCAUAAUCUUGACGACAGUGAUAAUGACGAAAGUAAUGAACAUAAUAACAGAAAUAAUAACAGAAAUAAUAACAGAAAUAAUAAUAAUAAUAAUAAUAUCAAUAAUAAUAAUAAUAAUAGUGGUAAUAAUAAUUAUUAUUAUUAUCCUUAUGAUAAUCAUAACUAUAAUACUAGAAAUACUACCCAAAAUAUAUCUAAUUAUAACAAUUUUGAGAAUAAAAAAAUUACUGGUAAAACUAUGUUGCAAGGACCAAACAAAAAUAUAAAUACAGCAUAUGGUACUACUAAUAAGAGAUAUAUAGAACAUCCAGAUGAUAUGUGUGAAUAUGACAAUGGCAAUAAAAAAAAGAAAAGAAAAGAACACUAUGCAUAUCUUAUAAGAAAUGAUGACGAAAAUAGCAACAUGAACAAUAAUAAUAAUAAAAUGAAUAUGAAGAAUUUUAAUAAUAAUAUUAAUCCAUACCAACAAAAUAAUUGUAAUAAUAAUUUUUUCACAAAUUAUUCUACGAAUUGUCAAAGGAAUGUUCACAACAGUAAUUAUAAUAACACAUCUUAUAAUAUCAAUAAUAAUAAUAAUAAUAAUAAUAACAAUUUUAAUAACAGUUUUAAUAACAGUUUUAAUAACAGUUUUAAUAAAAAUUUUAAUAAUAAUUUGGCUGGUCUAAAUAGUCACUGCAUAUUAACUGAUAAAGAUUUUCAAAUCGAUUCUCCUGAUCAAACUUUCGAUGAUUAUUAUUAUAUGAAAGCACAUGGAUAUGAUGAUAGUGAGUAUUCCACAAGAGCAAAAAAUAAAUAUAAUGAUAAUGACUAUAAUUUUAUUUUUUCUAAUGAAUAUUAUUCAGAUACUUGUCAAACAAACAAUGAUGAAUAUAAAACAAAUUUUAUUGAUUUAACAAGAGAAGCAUUGUCUUUAAUAUUACAAGAUUUAAAAAACAAUGUCAUACCGAAAAUACCCGUAGGUAUAGAAAAAAGAGAAAGAUAUAAAAAUUCUUUGCGUCUAUGCUUAAAAAGUGCUAGAAACACUCCACAUAUGAAUGAAUUAGAGCCAUAUCUAGAAUUAUUCAGUGAGUGUAUCAAAAAUAGUAAGCUCCCAAGUCAUAUGGCCCUAAAGGACCAAUUAUUUUACUUAGACAAAUUAUAA